UCAUAAAAGCUCAAUAACUCAAUUUUAACCACUUUUUCUCUUCUCUAACUCAACAAAUCUUUCAUUUCCUCUACAUUUCUAUCUAAAAAACUCUCACAACUUUCAUUUUCAUCCCACAAAUUUCACAUUUUCGAGUUUCUUCAUUAGUAAAUAGUCAAAGAUGCUUCCUUUUGCUCGGUUUAUGAGUUUGGACGGUUGAAAGGGUCGGAAUCGAGGUUCACACCGGAAAAAGGUAACUGUUUACAUGGUUUUCACCACUUUUUCAGUCUGUGUCGCGAUGGUAGACUGCUUUAUAUGUCUACACCAAUGUGUAGACGUACGAUUCCGUCUAUUUGUCAACGAACAAGUCAGUUUCGCAAUUGACUUUUUUAACUUUUUUUGGAACGCAGACUUCCCCAGCAGUCUACAUCCUUACCUUUGACUACAAAAACAAAAAUCUACGUAGACCUACCAAGACGGCUACGAAAAAGAGGAAAUGACUCAAUUACCGGCCGUAUACGGAGAAUGGGUGGAGAAAGGCUCAUUGUGGGAGUUUGUGGUCAAUAAAAAAAAGGGAGGGAGAAUGUUCCCUUUGAAAGAUGGUUGUACACAUGUUGAACUUCUUCAAAUGGUACAAGAAGAUUAUGAUCUAGACAAGAAAACCGAGAAGGUGGUGCUAACGUAUUCUUUACCAGACGUCAUUUUACAGCAAAUGGCUCCGGAUACUCCUCCUAUGCAUGUCAUGAAUGAUAGACAAGUGCAGAAUUUGAUCGAGUUGUCUAAGACACACUGUGUACGCCUUUGUGUAUCAAGCCAGAGCGAAAGAGAAGCUGAAGAUGGUGACGAUGCUGAUGUGUCUGAUGAUGAAGAUGCUGAUGAAGAUGCUGAUGAAGAUGCUGAUGAAGAUAGUAAUGCUGCUGACUAUGUUCAAGAAAGUGGUGAUGUUGCUGUUGAUGUUGACGAUGGUGUAAACUACAGUGAUUAUGGGAAAGUGAAAGGUGAGGAAUCUGACGAGGAUGCAAAAGAAACGCUGUAUGAUGGCCAUAAAGCACAAUGCUCUGGUAGUGAAAGAAGAUCCUUGUCUCUUAAUGACAAUAUAGAUGUCGGUCAGAGUUUUGCUAGUAAGGAUGAGCUUGUUUUAAAGCUGAAGUCGAUUGCUGUGAAGGGUAAAUUUAUAUUCACAGCAUAUAAGACAACGAAAACUCUGUAUGUGGCUAAGUGUAGUGUUCAAGGAUGUGGUUGGAAGCUUAGAGCAAGUGUGAAGCAUGGACCAAACACAUUUUGGGUGACAAAAUAUUUGAAAACUCAUACUUGUUCAGUGGCGGAUCGGAUGGCUCAGCGGAAACAUUAUACUCCAAAAUAUGUUGCAAGGCUAUUCAUAGAUCGGGUUGGGAUUAUAGAUGGGCUUACACCGAAGCAUAUCAAAGACGCGAUGAGGAACAUGUUUGGGAUGAGCCUAGAUUACAACACUUCGUACCGAGCUCUAUUAGCUGCCCAAGUGCUUGUGAGAGGAACAGCAGAAGAUGGAUAUGAGAAUCUGCCUUCUUAUUUGCGUCAGAUCGAGAUGUCGAAUCUGGGAACUGUCACAUGUCUUGAGAAAGAUGGUCAAAACAGAUUCAAGUAUCUAUUCCUAUCUUUUGGAGCUUCGAUAGUUGGUUUUAACUACCUUAGGAGGGUUAUUGUAGUGGAUGGGACUCAUCUAUGUGGAAAGUAUGAAGGUACCUUGCUAGUUGCGGCUGCUCAAGACGGUAACUUUCAGAUAUUUCCAUUGGCUUUUGCGAUUGUCGAUGCAGAGAAUGAUGAGUCGUGGGAAUGGUUUUUUACCAAUUUGCGGAGGUGUGUUUCAUCUGAUUAUCCUUUGGUGAUAGUUUCUGACAGGCACGGUUCCAUUAAGAAGGCCUGUGAGAAGGUUUUCCCUUGGGCAAAGCGAGGGAUAUGCUAUUAUCAUCUACAACAGAACAUAGUCCAAAAAUUCAAGGGAAAGCACAUGUUGUACUUGGUCAAAGGCGCUGCUUAUGCACACACGCUAUUCGAUUUUGACCGCUACAUGGAUGAGAUAAGGAGUAUAAACCCUGCUCUUGCAACAUAUUUGGAGAAUGCUGACGUCUCGUUAUGGUCACGAGUUCACUUUCAAGGUGACCGAUACAACAUAAAGACUAGCAACAUUGCAGAAUCGAUCAACUCAGCACUGAAGCCAGCCAAAGGAUUUCCCAUCUCAUUCCUUCUAGAAUUCAUACGCGAGAAGCUAGGAAGGUGGUUCUAUAAAAGGAGAGAAGAUGCUUUGAGUCUCACAUCACAACUUAGUCGGGGAGUUGAAAAUUUGUUGGCUAUUCGUGAAGAGUAUGCAGAUAUGAUGAGUGUGGAACGAAUUGAUGGUUGGCAGUUUCUUGUGAGGGGAGGACAUCGAGAUUGUGUUGUUGACUUACAAUUUCGGAGGUGUCAAUGUGGUGUUUUUGAUAUUGAGAAGAUACCUUGUUCACAUGCCAUUGCAGCUGCAAAGGAUGUGAAUAUUCAUGUCUCUACGCUGGUCUGCCCAUCAUAUUCAAAGAAUUAUCUUUAUGCAGCAUACGCGGCCAAUAUCUUUCCCAAAAGUGACGUUUUCGAAGCUCCCACGGAGGACAAAAGUGAUGAUGCAGGAGCUACCACUGAGGACAGAAGUGAUGAUGAAGGAGCUACCGCAGAGGACAAAAAUGAUGAUGCAGGAGCUACCACUAAGGACAAAUGCCUACCUCCGGAAGUCAAGCGUGGUCGGGGUAGGCAAAAGAAGUCGAGGUGGCAGUCUUGGCUAGAAAUUUCCAGGAUGAGGGGAAAGCAACCGCGAAAACUGCACAAGGAUUAUAGUUGCUCCCAAUGCAAACAACCGGGUCACACUCGUCCACACUGUCCAGGUUAAACCCUAUGGUGUCUUUUGUCUAUGUUGAAUUUAUCAGCUGUAUUGCUUCUUUGGAUGUUGUUUGUUUUGGAUGCAAUGGAUGUUGUCUUAUGUGUUUAUCAGUUGUAUUGAUGUUAUGGAUGUUGUCUUAUUGCUUUGGAUGUUAUCUUAUUUUGUAAUGU
Raphanus sativus (radish) is the source of this 3033-nucleotide messenger RNA. RefSeq lists its product as uncharacterized. The coding region runs from base 476 to 2872 and encodes 798 amino acids. The record is from RefSeq and is a predicted model, not a curated record. Lineage: Eukaryota; Viridiplantae; Streptophyta; Magnoliopsida; Brassicales; Brassicaceae. The transcript has 2 exons. Gene Ontology annotation, molecular function: zinc ion binding.